Messenger RNA from Pseudozyma flocculosa PF-1, 1083 nucleotides. RefSeq lists its product as uncharacterized. The transcript has 2 exons. Lineage: Eukaryota; Fungi; Basidiomycota; Ustilaginomycetes; Ustilaginales; Ustilaginaceae. Bases 1 to 1083 code for a protein of 360 amino acids. The record is from RefSeq and is a predicted model, not a curated record.
AUGCGCUGGUCCGCUCUCGCAGCCAUCGGGAGCGCGCUCCUGGCCCAGCAGGCCCACGCCGUUCCCCACAUCCUGCUGUACACCAGGACGGCCGGCUACCGCCACGAGUCGAUCCCCACGGCCGUCGACACCAUCACCGGCAUCGGCAAUGGCACCUUGCGUGUGCCGUCCGGCAGCCUCGAUGCUUCAAUCGCCGACCUUCGAUGGCAGGCCACCGCCACCAGCGACCAGGCCGCCUUCCGGAACGCCACCUACCUGGCCCAGUUUGACGCCAUCGCCUUCAUCAUGACGACCGACAUCGAUCCGCCGGGCGCUGGCACUGUGCUCGACGACGAGGGCAUCCGCAACUUUGCCACGUACAUCCAGAACGGCGGCGGCUACGUCGGCAUCCACUCGGCGUCGGCCACCCUGUUCGGCGCUCCCUUCUACGGCCGGCUCGUCGGCGCCUACUUCGACUAUCACCCGCAGAUCCAGAGCGUGUCACUCAAGCCAGUCGCCACCGACCAUCCCUCGACGUCCAAGCUGCCCGGAAACUUUGAUAUCCAGGAGGAGGUGUACAAUUUCCGCUCAGACCCUAGAAAGCUACCCUCGCCAGCCAACGUGCUGAUCACCAACGCGUCAAACUACCAGGACCCAGGCGUCAAUCCGCAGGGCUUCCGCAACGGCACCAACGGACCGGCGCCCCAUCCGCUGGCGUGGUACCGCGAGGGAAGGCUGCUCGACACCGAUGGGAGCACCGACGCGAGCGUGCGCGGCGGAGGCGGCGCCAACGUCGAUCCCUCUGGUGGGCCGGGGAGGUCGUGGUACACGUCGCUCGGCCAUGACCGCGCGACCUGGCAGCAGGACUUCUUCCGCGGCCACAUCGCCGGCGGCGUAGGCUGGGUGCUGCAGUCGUCGACGGUCAAGUCGAACAACGCCACCGCCCUUGUGGGGCAGCCGGGUCCAUCGUCGAGCGGAGGGGGUGGGGCCUCGGCAGAAGCGUCCAGCACGGGCGGCAGCGCAAGCAGUAGCGGCGGCGCCGGCGCCACAAGCAGAUCCGCAUCUGGACCAGCCCCGAGCGGCAGCAGCAGCGCGCUCUUGUAA